This is a messenger RNA of Esox lucius (northern pike), 3151 nucleotides long. It is a transcript of the gene plod1a, whose product is annotated as procollagen-lysine, 2-oxoglutarate 5-dioxygenase 1a. Gene Ontology annotation, biological process: peptidyl-lysine hydroxylation. NCBI's taxonomy places the organism in Eukaryota, Metazoa, Chordata, Actinopteri, Esociformes, Esocidae. Gene Ontology annotation, molecular function: procollagen-lysine 5-dioxygenase activity; iron ion binding; L-ascorbic acid binding. Gene Ontology annotation, cellular component: endoplasmic reticulum. The record is from RefSeq and is a predicted model, not a curated record.
GCGGGGUUUGCUCUUUUGCCUUGAUACUGAUUUGUAGGACUACUACUAUAUUGUGUCAAUGAAAUCAGACGACACAUAAACCGAGAGCUACUCUACUUUUUGAUUCAUAUGUUGGUAUAAAAGAGUACCUCGAGGUUUGGUGAAGGUUUAGACUGAAAAUGAGAGCUUUUGCUUUUAUCUUGGCCUGGAUAUCGUUGUGUGCGGUUUUUGCACUGACACGUUGUAAAGAACAGCGAGAACUAGCAGAAGACAACCUUCUAGUUUUGACUGUUGCGACCAAAGAGACAGAUGGCUUCAGACGUUUCAUGAGAUCGGCCCGGCACUUUAACUACACGGUCAAGGUGCUUGGCAAUGGGGAUACAUGGAAUGGUGGGGACUAUAUGACUGCUCCAGGAGGGGGUCAGAAAGUAAACCUACUCAAAGCAGCUCUGCAGAACAUGGAGGAAGAUAAAGUUGUUCUCUUCAUCGACAGCUAUGAUGUUGUCUUUGCUUCCGGUCCCAAAGAACUGCUGAAGAAGUUCCAGCAGACAAACCACAAGGUGGUCUUCUCUGCAGAGACCCUAAUCUGGCCUGACAGACACUUGGAGGACAAAUACCCCCAUGUUAGAGAGGGAAAGAGGUUCUUGGGGUCAGGGGGAUUCAUUGGCUAUGUUCCUAACCUCAAAGAGAUGGUAUCUGACUGGUCAGGGAAAGACAAUGACAGUGAUCAACUUUUCUUCACCAAGAUCUAUAUCAACCCAGAGAAAAGGAAAUCGAUCAAUAUAACACUGGACAACAAAUGCAGAAUGUUUCAGAAUCUUUAUGGAUCCCUCGAUGAAGUGGUAUUGAAGUUUGAGGAUGGGCGAGUUCGGGCCAGAAAUGUGUUGUAUGACACUUUGCCUGUCAUUGUUCACGGCAACGGGCCCACCAAGCUCCAGAUUAACUACUUGGGCAACUACAUCCCAAAAGUGUGGACAUUUGAGACUGGUUGUAGUGGGUGUCUUGAGGACCUAAGGCCACUCUCAGGACUAAAGGAAAGUGAAUACCACUGGUGGUUUAUUGGAAUCUUCAUCCAGCAGCCCACCCCCUUUGUCAGUGUGUUCUUUGAGCGCCUGACAAAACUGGAAUACCCCCGAAACCGACUCAAACUCUUCAUCUACAACCAGGAGCAGCAUCACGAGGGACAGGUCAACUCUUUUCUGAAGGACCAUGGGACAGACUACCUGGAUGUAAAGGUCAUUGGGCCAGAAGAAAACAUAGACAGAGAGACCUCCCGCAACCUCGGCUUUGAAAUGUGCAGACAGGACAAGGACUGUGAGUAUUUCUUCAGUGUGGAUAUCGAGGUGGUUCUGAAGAACAAGGACACCCUAAAAAUUCUCAUAGAGCAAAAUGAGCCUGUAAUUGCACCCAUGAUCACUAGAGAAGGCCGUCUAUGGACCAACUUCUGGGGAGCCCUGAGUGCUGACGGCUACUACGCUAGGUCAGAAGACUAUGUCGACAUAGUGCAGAGACGCAGAGUAGGUGUGUGGAAUGUCCCCUACCUGACCAAGGUGUACAUGGUGAAGGCCAGUGUCCUUCGUGAGGAGCUCUCAGCUAACGACCUCUUUAGCUUCGGCAACAUGGACAUGGACAUGGCUUUCUGUCACAACGUCAGAAACAAAGGAGUCUUCAUGUAUGUUACCAAUAUGCACACCUUUGGAAGGCUGCUGUCCACAGAAAACUAUCAGAUGACUCACCUCCACAAUGACCUAUGGCAGAUCUUCGAAAACCCUAUGGACUGGGAGGAGCGCUACAUCCAUGAGAACUACACAAAGAUAAUGAGAGACAAACUGAUUGAAACCCCUUGCCCUGAUGUGUACUGGUUCCCAAUAUUAUCUGUUACUGGAUGUGAUCACAUUGUUGAAGAAAUGGAAAACUUUGGACAGUGGUCAGGUGGUGGAAAUACAGACACAAGGAUUCAGGGUGGCUACGAGAAUGUCCCAACCAUUGAUAUCCACAUGACUCAAAUUAAUUAUCAGAAAGAGUGGCAUAAGAUCCUGUUGGAUUAUGUUGCCCCAAUCACAGAGAAAAUGUACCCUGGAUACUACACGAAGUGUACCUCUCACCUCAACUUCGUGGUGAGGUACAAACCUGAUGAGCAGCCCCUGCUCACCCCUCACCAUGACGCAUCUACUUUCACUAUUAACAUAGCUCUGAACAGCAAAGAUACUGACUAUCAGGGAGGGGGAUGCAGAUUCCUACGUUAUAACUGCUCUGUCGAGGCACCGCGGAAAGGCUGGGCCCUUAUGCACCCCGGACGGCUCACCCACUACCAUGAAGGCCUGCGAGUCACUGCUGGCACCCGCUACAUCGCCGUGUCCUUUGUGGACCCCUGAGUGCCAAUGUGAAUGUGCUGUCACUUCUAAGCGUUAGCUUUUAUUUGGGUGCCUUUACUGAACUUUUGUUCUUUCAGGAAAACUCUGUAGGUUUUGCAGGGGAGUUCAGCAUUGUCUCUUGAAAACCCUAUCCACCGAAAGUAAAUGCGUUGUUUGAGACAAUACAUUUGUUUCAUGCAACUGUACUUUUUUAGUGUUAUUAUUUUAACUGUCAACAUUUUUAUCCAAACACUCCUAAAUAUGAGAUAAUAAUAAAUAACUUUAUUUGUAAAGUACCCUUCAGUGCUCAACUACUUGUGAUACACUAUGCAAUGUACCAUGGUCUAGGAUAUUAAAACAUCGGUCUUAUUUAUUGUUCUGAUCGUGUAUAAUGUGAAUUUAUUCCAAAGAUUUAGUGUGGCUAUUUGAAUGUAAAAUAUUUAAAUAACACCAUUUGUAGCACAUUAAACUCCACUUGUAAUUUUCAUGUUGAAAACAAGUCCACAUUUAUUGCCCAAAUGUUAAACAGAAAUGCCUAGGCAGAAAUGCCUUGAAUGAAGCCAAUCUGGAUUUUUAUUCUAAAUGUCAGAUAUAUUUGUUAUGCAUUGCCUAGUUCUAUCUACAUGUUGUUCUGAACUCGACCUAGGACAUACAGUAUGUUUCUCUAAAAUGAUAAUAGAAGUUUUACAUUCCUUGCUAUGCAAUUGUUCAAAGUUUGACUGAAUUGAUCAGAUGCUAAAUAUUCUAAAAGCAAGUAGAAAUAGCUGUGAAAAUGUAUAUUUUGGUAAUUUGUUAAUAAAACACUACUUCGUACUGUA